AUGGCGCAAUUCCUUGAUCUUCCAACGGAAGUCAUAGACAAGAUCCUUUCGACAAAAUACCUGUCAAGAUCAGAUAUUGCGAGUGCCAUCCUUGUCUGCAAGCUUUUCAGUACUAUUCUUGUCCCGAGGCUAUAUCGACAAAUUGAUUUCAAGAUGUCAGCUCCUAAUGAAGAUGACUACGACUGGGUCAACGGCAACUUCAUCUCGCGACUUUCAGGCGAAUCCGGAAAUCCUGAACACAAGAGUGAGGAUGCAACACGCAAGUUAUUUGAGACUCUCGCUACGCGUGAAGACCUUGCGCACUUCGUCACUGACUUACGCUUGGAUUCUGAUGACCGCGGGAGCUGGGAUGUUAGCCUUGAGGAAAGUUUUGAGAGUAAGUGUUUUGGACCUGACCGCAUUGACCCUACUAAGGUCGUCGAACGCCUUCACAACUUGAAAAUAUUGGAUGUUGACUAUCUCUGGGCUUCCAUUCUCCUCUGGAAGAUCUGUUUGCCGCAACUUGAGUCGGCAAUUAUUCGGAUGAAAGGGUACGCCCCUGUUGAUGCUAUCGGUGGCCUAAUGAAUCUGCCGAAGCUCAAAGAAAUAACCAUUCGAAAUGCCGGACGAAUGGACGACGGCCCUCCCGAGGAGGGGUAUUGUUCUAACGUGUCUCAUAUCACGCUGACGACACCAUGGAACGGGGUUGAAUAUCUGCGGUUUCUACUUGAGGGCUCGAAACAUCCAAAGUCUCUAAAGUUGUUGCGAGAUUCGGUCAUAUGUGAGUCCACCGAGACCCAAGGUGCAACGGGCAGGCAAGAAUAUGUAAUAGUUUUUCCAAACCCGGACAGCCUCAAUCUUGGCAAUAUCCUCAAUACCGUUGCGCACUCCCUUGAAGUUCUAGUGCUGAGAGACUUGGAUCAAUGGUGUGAUGCCCGGCAGAACGUCGUUGAUAUCCCAGUGUUGAUUGAUCGAUCGCGCAUCAAGUCGCUGCAGCACUUCCAAAGCUUGAAGCAGUUGAAAAUUGGCGCAACGAUGGUCUUGGGAACUCGGGUGUGCCGUCAGCUCCAAAUGCUAACCCCUUAUGCACAUGACACCGAACUCUACUGUGAACGCCUUGCGGAGUGUAUGCCGCCAAAGCUUGAAGUUCUGCACCUGGUGGUUACCCGAGAGCAGUUGGAUCGGGACGAGAAAUACUGUCAAAAGAUCGUUCAAUCUUUUGUCAACUUCAGAGCCAAUCUUCCUGACCUGAAGUCAUUUGUCAUUGAAGAAGCACAGCCAAAGUACCAGCCACUUUGCAAGUGUACUGCGGAACUUGCUUGCUAUGCGGCAGCGAAGCCAUCAACGCCGUUAACAGACAUCUGGGAAAUGCAACGUCAGUGUUUGGAGGUGGACAUUGACUUGGUGUACAUCUCACAAUUGCAGCAACAGAAUGACCUUCCACUGUACAUUAUCAGACGAGUUGACUCUGACAAAACGGUGCGAUCGCUGGAAAGUGAAGAUUUUUGGCAAACGCUCCCAGACUGGGGAACAAUUGGCCCAGAUUCUUUUUUGAGCAGAUGCAGACCGUAUGAUUGGAUUCGUAGCGGUUAUUUGCGCGACGUGGAUUGA
Molecule: messenger RNA, 1590 nt
Organism: Exophiala bonariae
Lineage: Eukaryota; Fungi; Ascomycota; Eurotiomycetes; Chaetothyriales; Herpotrichiellaceae
Exons: 1
Coding region: 1-1590 (529 amino acids)
Molecular function (GO): protein binding
Source: RefSeq, a predicted model, not a curated record